GAACUAGACCUUCGAUCUCUCAGCCGGCGUAUCGUUCAAAUUUAAACUAUAAUCAUGUCUAACGACACCGGUGCCACUGAUAGUAUAGUGACAGUUGUGUGUGAGAAGUGGAAGAGGAAAAAUGGGUUGCUGCGCUAAAGUUGGAGCUGUUGUUGCAGUGCUUUUAGCUGUUUUAGUUGUCUAUAGUACAAAAUCUUUAUUUCAAACACCCAAGGUGCCAGAUUUGGGCGAAAAAUGGUGGAAAGUGGCCAAGCCGGCAAAAGUGGAUACUAGUAUCAAACCGUUCAAAAUUCAAAUUUCAGAUGAAAUUUUAAAAGACUUGAAGGGCAGACUAGAUCGUAGUCUUCCAUUUCAACCACCCCUAGAUGGCGUGAAACAACAUUACGGAAUGAACACUAAUCUCCUGAAUACUAUAGUGGACUAUUGGAAGAACAAAUAUGACUGGAGACAAAGGGAAAAGUUUUUCAACCAGUAUCCACAGUUUACUACCAAUAUCCAAGGACUUAACAUCCAUUUCCUUCAUGUCAAGCCUACUGAGACCAAAGGACUGAAGGUUUUCCCGAUGUUGAUGUUGCACGGAUGGCCAGGCUCUGUUAGAGAAUUUUAUGAAAUGAUCCCACUUUUGACCAAACCGCAGAAGGGAAGAGAUUUUGUAUUUGAACUGAUUAUUCCAAGUUUGCCAGGUUAUGGAUUUUCUGAAGGUGCUGAAGUAUCUGGACUUGGUGCACCCCACGUAGCCGUCAUUAUGAAGAACCUUAUGACUCGAUUGGGAUUCCAGAAGUACUACCUUCAGGGAGGUGAUUGGGGUGGCAUAAUAGUAGCCAACUUAGCAUCAUUAUUCCCAGAAAAAGUGCUGGGAGUCCAUUCCAAUAUGUGCUUUGCCAAUAGUCCUCUUUCUCAUCUAAAAUUAGCAUUGGGUAGUUUAAUGCCAUCUUUGAUUGUUGAAGCCGACAAGCAACAUCUCGUUUAUCCCAGAAUGAAAAUUUUUGGAUUCCUUCUACUGGAAAGUGGUUAUAUGCAUCUUCAGGCGACUAAACCGGAUACCGUUGGUGUCGCUCUACGUGAUAGCCCUGUAGGUCUUGCAGCUUACAUCAUAGAGAAGUUCACCACAUGGACCAAUCCAUCAUGGAAAGACUUGGAAGACGGAGGAUUGACAAAGAAAUUUACUUUGGAAAAGUUGUUGGACAACGUUAUGGUUUACUGGGUUACCAGAUCUAUCACCACCUCCAUGAGGUUGUAUGCAGAAACAUUUAAUUCCGAAAUCUACGCCUUGAACGUUGAUGGUCUUCCCGUAGAUGUGCCCAGCGCAUGCUCUCAAUUUGAACACGAAAUUACAUAUCUACCAGAAUCAAUCCUAAAGGAAAGGUAUCGCAACUUAUUGUUAGCAAGCUCGCAUACAGACGGUGGCCAUUUUGCAGCUUUUGAAGCUCCAAAUGUUCUUGCCAAAGAUACUUACGACUUUGUUGAAAAAGUUCAAGAUUUCGAAAAGCAGAAACAUAAAAAGUAAAUUUUUGUAUAUUUAUAUGGUUUUAUUAUAAGUAAAUUUUAAUAAAAAGUUUUGUUUUU
Messenger RNA from Diabrotica virgifera virgifera (western corn rootworm), 1566 nucleotides. Its product is annotated as juvenile hormone epoxide hydrolase 1. Bases 122 to 1507 code for a protein of 461 amino acids. The record is from RefSeq and is a predicted model, not a curated record. Gene Ontology annotation, molecular function: epoxide hydrolase activity. Lineage: Eukaryota; Metazoa; Arthropoda; Insecta; Coleoptera; Chrysomelidae. The transcript has 5 exons. Gene Ontology annotation, biological process: epoxide metabolic process.